Hevea brasiliensis (rubber tree) is the source of this 2284-nucleotide messenger RNA. Its product is annotated as phosphatidylserine decarboxylase proenzyme 2. The coding region runs from base 132 to 2102 and encodes 656 amino acids. Gene Ontology annotation, biological process: phospholipid biosynthetic process. Lineage: Eukaryota; Viridiplantae; Streptophyta; Magnoliopsida; Malpighiales; Euphorbiaceae. Gene Ontology annotation, molecular function: phosphatidylserine decarboxylase activity; calcium ion binding. The record is from RefSeq and is a predicted model, not a curated record. The transcript is spliced from 21 exons.
AAAGUCGUCCAUCUUUUUCACUUUGUCCGGAAUUUCGAUAGAUAUUCUGCUCGAUUCAAUCUCAUGCACCAGUCCACCUUCACUAUUCAAAGCCUAUCAUCGACAGCGAAGCGAGAGUUAGAGGAACUGAAAUGGGUCAUGGAAGCUCGAAAUCUCCCCCAGAGGUCGAGGAAGAGUCUCACCUUUCUCGACCGAAGCAGAAGCUUCACAUCCACGGUCACCAGCACCCACAUCUCCGUCGUAUUUUUCGUCGUUCUCAUGGAAACGGCUAUGGCUCCGGUACUUCUUGUCUUAAACUCGUCAAUGCUGAGGAUUUUGCUGGAAUCGCUCUCCUCACUCUCAUUAGUGCGGAGAUGAAGUUCAAAGACAAGUGGCUUGCUUGUGUUUCCAUUGGAGAGCAGACUUUCCGUACAGAAAUUUCUGAUCAUACAGAAAAGCCUGUUUGGAACUCAGAAAAGAAACUUAUUUUGGAAAGGAAUGGGCCUCAUGUUGCUAGGAUCUCAGUAUUUGAGACUAAUAGAAUAUCAAAGAACAAUCUCAUAGGCUAUUGUGAGAUUGAUCUACUUGAAUUUCUAACACGGGAUUUGGAUUCUGACUUUGAAGUCUUUGAACUUUUUGAUCCUUCUUCAUCUGACAUCAUUGUUGGCAAAAUUUCUAUUUCCUGUUCUGUUGAGGAUCCAAUUGAAACAGAGAAAAGCUUUGCAAGGCGCAUCUUGUCAAUCGUGGAUUACAAUGAAGAUGGACAGCUUUCAUUCUCGGAGUUCUCUGAGUUAAUUAAAGCUUUUGGCAAUCAAGUGGCAGCUAACAAGAAAGAGGAGCUUUUUAAAGCUGCUGACAAGAAUGGGGAUGGUGUUGUUAGCAUGGAUGAAUUGGCUGACCUUCUUGCUAUUCAACAAGAAAAAGAACCUCUUAUUACUCAUUGCCCUGUUUGUGGUGAGAUUCUUGAAGUUUCUGAUAGGCUAAGCACAGUUGUUCAUUUGAGUAUCUGUUUCGAUGAAGGGACUGGAAACCAAAUUAUGACCGGAGGAUUUCUGACUGAUAAACAGGCUUCAUAUGGGUGGAUGUUUAAACUGAGUGAAUGGGCGCACUUUUCAGCAUAUGAUGUUGGUUUGAACUUUGGGUCCAGUGCUUCACAUAUUCUGGUAUUUGAUCGGAGGACAAAGAGACUAGUGGAGGAGUUAAUUGAUGGAAAGAUUGUAAUGUCAAUGAGAGCAAUUUACCAAUCAAAGAUAGGACUUCAGCUUAUAGACAAAGGUGCCAAAGAACUCUUGAUUAGCAUUUCUGAGAAGCAGGGAAGGAAAAUGAAUGCUGCUGAGUCUGCAAAAGACAUUCCCCAAUUUGUUGAAUUCUUUAAGGAUCAAAUCAAUUUGGCUGAAGUCAAGUAUCCUUUGGAAAAUUUUAAGACAUUCAAUGAGUUUUUUAUAAGGGAGUUAAAGCCUGGUGCAAGACCAAUAGCUUUCAUGGAACGUGAUGAUGUUGCUGUUUGUGCAGCUGAUAGCCGUCUGAUGGCAUUUAAAAAUAUAGAAGAUAGUUUAAGAUUUUGGAUCAAGGGCAAGAAAUUUUCUAUUCAAGGCCUUUUGGGGAAGGAAAUAAGUUCUUCCACUUUUGUUGAUGGAUCGUUGGUCAUAUUUCGAUUGGCACCACAGGAUUAUCACCGUUUUCAUGUACCAGUUUCUGGAACCAUUGAGCAAUUUGUCAAUUUCCCCGGAAAUUUAUACACAGUUAAUCCUAUUGCUGUCAAUAGCGAGUAUUGUAAUGUUUUCACAGAGAAUAAGCGAGUUGUAUCAAUCAUUUCUACUGCAGAAUUUGGAAAGGUGGCAUUUGUUGCAAUUGGAGCAACGAUGGUUGGCAGCAUCACAUUUUUUAAAAAGGAGGGUGAUUCCGUCAAGAAAGGAGAUGAGUUUGGAUAUUUUUCAUUCGGUGGAAGCACAGUGAUUUGCGUCUUUGAAAAGGGUGCAAUUCAGAUUGAUGAAGACCUCCUAGUCAACAGUGCCAGGUCACUGGAAACCUUAGUUUCUGUUGGAAUGAAGUUGGGUGUUGCCGCAGGGAAACAAUCAGAAAUUGAUUUGCCAAACUUGAAAAAUUGUGUGUUAGAAGCUUGAGAGAGAUCAGGUAUUUCACAUAAUACUUUGAUUCCACAUAGCAUGUGGAAUUCUCUGUAAAUGUCAGUUUCAUUUCUUUAACAUAUUAGUUCCAUGGCUUUACUGUUUAACAGAAUCAAUUCCAUUAGGAACUAUUACCAACAUUGUUGUGAUUGUAUUAGCUACGAUAUCUUAUUCAACUA